CCGCCAUGGCAACGACGCCUGUACACAAGUCGCAGGACGCUCCAGUCGCACAUACUGGACACCGGCGGGGAUAAUGUGCUCUGAACUCACCUACAACAGUGUGAGGAUAGCUCACCAAGUGCGCGAACAUGAGGAGAAAAAAUCCAGCGAGAGAAAGAAGCACUUGUUGUGCAUAGUGAUGCAGUACCUCCGAGAUGAAGGGUACCUCGAAUCAGCUCGUCUGACAGCCAAAGAGUCGGGCCUGGGGGAUCAGUACGAAGUGUGUGACAACAUUGACCUACCAACGAUAGUCAAAGAGUUCGAAGAUUACUACUACGUUCGCUUCCAGAAACACCCAAAGCUAUGCAAGAAAAGCGAGAACCUUUCAGACGCAGCAAAUGGACCGACUAGAGUCCAACCACGCAGGAAAGCAAUCGUCAAGAAAACGUCUUCGGAUGCAGCCUCUUCACAGAGUGCCUCCAAUGGCUGCCCAGGAGGAGGCCCCUCUCCGCCAUUCGCGGAGCCCCUGGAACUGACCGUGGUUCCCUAUCCCCAGGCCGGCCCAGCCGCGAGCAAGGCAGAGGGCGGCGACGACGCACAAGUGUCUUCUCCGGAGCGCCUUCUCAGGCCACUCGGCAGCUUGUCCAAAGACCCCGAGUGGAGGCAGUUCGCUGAAAUUAUAUCAAAGGACAUUUUCAUGCACAACCCCAACGUGAGGUGGACCGACAUAAAGGGCUUGCAGGAGGCCAAGAGGCUUCUCAGGGAGGCCGUCGUCUACCCCACCAAGUACCCUGAGCUGUUCAGCGGCAUCCUGGCGCCCUGGAAGGGCCUGCUGCUGUACGGGCCGUCCGGCACAGGCAAGACGCUGCUGGCCAAGGCGGUGGCCACGGAGUGCGGCACCACCUUCUUCAACGUGUCCGCCAGCACGCUCGUGUCCAAGUGGCGCGGCGACUCGGAGAAGCUGGUGCGCGUGCUGUUCGAGCUGGCCCGGCUGCACGCGCCCGCCACCGUCUUCCUGGACGAGGUGGACGCGCUGGCGUCGCGGCGCGGGCUGGCGGGCGAGCACGAGGCGUCGCGGCGCCUGCAGGCCGAGCUGCUGGUCCAGCUGGACGGCCUCAACGGCCACGCCGAGAACGUCUUCCUGCUCGUCACCUCCAACCUGCCCUGGGACCUCGACGAGGCGCUGCUGCGCCGCCUGGAGAAGAGGAUCCUCGUGGACCUGCCGGACCAGGACGCUCGCGAGCAGAUCCUGAGGCACUACCUGCCGCCGAGCCCCGCCCCCGCCCCGCGCCCACGCGGCCCGCCGCGGCCCGCCCUUGGCCCCGCAAUGCACUGCCAGCUGGACUACGCUCAGCUCGCGCAGGAAACAACCGCUUAUUCUGGAGCCGACCUUCGCCUGGUCUGCAAGGAGGCCGCCAUGCAAGCGGUGCGGAGCGUUUUCUCGCACCUGGAGUCAGGCCGCCCAGACUACUCCACCCUGCAGCUCGACGUGGUGACCACGGACUCGGUGCGCUCCGCCCUCGCCAAGACCAAACCCUGCGGCGCGCGCAACGCCGAGCGCUACCGGUCUUGGCAACAGCAGUUCGGCGCAUCCUAGCGGCCGGGAAAUCAGCAAACCAAAAAUAGAUUUAUCUUUUUUACCAUGAACACGCGCUUCUUUACCAAACCCACUUCGUACGAUACGGUUUUGCCACCUAUGCUAGCUGUUAUAAAUUUAUAACUUUUUACAAAGGAAA
Thrips palmi is the source of this 1715-nucleotide messenger RNA. Its product is annotated as katanin p60 ATPase-containing subunit A-like 2. The transcript is spliced from 9 exons. Gene Ontology annotation, molecular function: protein binding; ATP hydrolysis activity; ATP binding. Lineage: Eukaryota; Metazoa; Arthropoda; Insecta; Thysanoptera; Thripidae. The record is from RefSeq and is a predicted model, not a curated record. Bases 74 to 1576 code for a protein of 500 amino acids.